Siniperca chuatsi (mandarin fish) is the source of this 4327-nucleotide messenger RNA. It is a transcript of the gene plin6, whose product is annotated as perilipin 6. The record is from RefSeq and is a predicted model, not a curated record. Lineage: Eukaryota; Metazoa; Chordata; Actinopteri; Centrarchiformes; Sinipercidae. Gene Ontology annotation, cellular component: lipid droplet; cytosol. The transcript has 8 exons. Bases 1857 to 3419 code for a protein of 520 amino acids. Gene Ontology annotation, biological process: lipid storage; positive regulation of triglyceride storage.
UGUUGGAACACAAGCCUUUGUUUAAUAAUGACUUUGUUAUUAGGCUGAGUGUCGUCUGUAAAUACCCAGCUGUUUGAUCUGUCACCAGCAUCAUGUGGCUCUUUACCACACUGACAGUUUGUGUUCAUGUAUCUUCUGUGCCUCAAAUCUCACUGUGAAGCUCUGGUUAUUAGUGCGGUUGUUUCUAGUUUCACUGUAGUUUCUCAUCUUAAAGUCGGAGUUCGGGACUUUUACAUAUAAAUGAUCGUCCGUUACAUUCGAGUCAAACGGGUUCACACAGUGCUGGUUAACCCUGUCACCGGCAGGUAAAUCUGUCUCAGUAUACAGGAGUUUUUAAAUCUGCAGUCUGUGGCAACAUUCCCGCGCUGGCGCACCGGUAAUGAUGCGUUUUAGGCCAACCAGCAGUGACUGGUUACCCAGAGAGGAAGCUGGGAGUAACCCAGAGCCAUGUAGAGAGCGCCACGAUCCGCCAUCACUGUAGAACGUUUAUUACUGAGAACUGUUUAUGGUUUAUUUAGUUUCUUAUGACUAUAGUUUGUGUUAAUAUGCUUUGACUGUAUUGUAUGCAGUCGUGCCAAUAAAGCCAGUUGAAUGUAAUUGAACGGAGUUGAUGCAACUCUCUCUCUCUACACGGCUCUGGAGCGACUGCAGCGACGCAGUGGCCUGCAGCAGCUGGGAGCAAAACCUAAGAAGCUCCGAAAAAAGCUUCUGAUGCUGCAGAUAAAACAGAAACUCGGCGUUCAGAGGAAGGAUUACUGUCAAAACAAGGAAGUGGUGGACGGCGAGGACAAACAUGGAUAACCACUGGUGUAGCUUUAGCUUUUCCUUGUCAGAGAGCUGAGAGACGGGCUGAGGACACAGAUGUCACAUUACUGCUCUCGGACAGGCUGGUAAAAUAUUCGGAGUGCAGCUGUUACAUUUACUCUACCUGAAUAACGGAUCACUGUCUCGAACUGUGGAAACUUAUCUGUAUUUCUGUAACUGUUUCUGUACCCGAGCCCGGAGCUCACUGCAGGCAAACAUCGUCAGCAGGCGUCAACAGUGUUUGUGUAGACGGUGUAGUCCCGCAUUCGUCCAGGAGUGAUCUAUUGUAGAAAAGGUUUCAGUCGUAGUCGUCUGGACGCUGUUUUCAGAAUCAAGAAGUUUCGGCUCCCAUCCGGAAGUCAUUGUCAAUUGUGAAAAAUGGUCUGAGAACUCAGAAAUUUAAGCUACUCCGUUUGUGUAGUUACUCUCGCUGCCAGAAGGGGGAGAAACACGUUCAGCACUGCAGCUUUAGGACAUGCCGCUAGGGGGCGAGGCCUUAGUGCAGCAUUAACUUUAUUGGAAUUGUCACUGGACAAAAGCGACAGUGUUUCUGCUCGGUGUGAGCAUUAAAGUGUCAGGUUGUAGAAAGGAAGAUUAAAACAUGAGAACUGUGUGUGUGUGUAUGCGUGUACUUGCCUACAUAGUGAGGAUCGAACAAGCUCGUUACCCGUUUGAAGGUUAAGACUUGGUUUUAAGGGUCAGGUUCGAAUUAAGUUGAAGUUAGAGGUUAGGGAAUACAUUAUGUCAAUGAGGGUCCUCACAAGUUUAGAAGGAUGUGUGUUAGUGUGUGUGUUUUGCUCCUGAAUGACUUCCUUCAGUCCGGUAAUUGAUUGGUCGCCCGCAGAGGAACAAACAGCAGAGGACUGAUUCACUUUCUCUGUUCAAAAUAAAAAGCAUCACCAGUGACGUCACACCGCCCUCGUCCAAUCGGGUCGCUGAUUUCAACCACAAAAACUGUCCAGACUCUUUAGCAGCAGAUUAUAAAGUUAGAGAACCUUGAUCGUCUUCAUCUUCAUCGGUUCAGCUGCUUCAUCAACACUUCGGACUCUGUGAUGGGAUUCAGCGGAGGAGACAUGUCAGAUCGUCCAAAUCACGAGACCAGUGCCGUGCUGAGAGUUUCCCGUCUGCCUCUGGUUCGCUCGGCGUUGCAGUCGGUGACAUCAGCGUACUCAGAGGUCAAAGGUCGUUACCCUCUGCUGAGUCUGAUGGGAGGAGUGGCUGAGGUCGGUGUUCGCAGCGUCUCCCACGUCGCCAUGAGAAGAGCCACGCCCCUCCUCCAGAGCCUGGAGCCGCAGAUUGAAGUUGCCAACAGUUUUGCUCUUGUUGGUCUCGACCGUCUGGAGAGAACCUUCCCCAUCCUGAACCAAUCAACAGACGAGGUGGUGGGUCACCUGAGAGACGCCUUCUUUCUGACCCUGGACGACGUGCAGCUGUGGGUGGUGGACGGUUUGGACGGAGCUCUGGAUCAGUUGGAGCGCCUGUCUGGUGCCGGUCUGGCGGCCAUCCGGCUGCUGCAGGACACUCAGGUGGGCCGAGCUGCGGCGCUGGGACUGGACGACGUGCUGAGUCGUCUGGAGGACGCCACCGCCUACUACCUGCCUCUCCCACCCACGCUGCGUCGGGAGUGGGAGAUGAAGGUGCAGGAGUACGAGGAUGACGAUGAGGACGAAGAGCCCGGUCUGUGGACGAGGGUUCGCAGCCUCCUGCUGAGUCUCAGCCUGCAGCUCUAUCAUCGUAUGAUGAAGGUCAGGGAGCAGCUGCAGAAAGCCGGUAGGACGCUGGGAGACGCUGCUUACGCGGUGGGUCUGAGUCAGGUCCUGGAGCUGGUCGGGGAGCUGCUGCAGUACCUGCAGAGCCUCCUGAUCGCGCUGGUGUACCGGGCAGAGAGUCUCAGAGAGCUGACUCUGAACGGGGUCAAAGGUCAGGCCGUCAUGUUGGCUGAGCUGCGUCCUGUUCGUCAGAUCAGAGAGCUGCCGGUUCAGAUCCAACAGUUGCUCGGAGACCUGCAGGAACUCGCCAAGAUCCUCCUGCAGCUGCUGAUCAACGUCACACCGCUCUACAACCUGCUGCAGCAGCCGUCUGAUCAGGAGGUGGAGGUCUUCCUGAACCAGGACAACUUUACGGCCGACAGUUCGUCUCGUCGCAGCUCAGCUAACAGUCUUUUCCUGAAAGCGAUGGACGGCCGUCCUCGCCGCCGCCGUAGUCUCUACUCCCUCGCCACCCGAGGCCCCAAGGUCCCCCAGAGCCCCAACCCCCCCAACGGAUGCCGCUCCAGCCCGAAGGACCCGCCGGCUCUGAAGAUGGAGGGCCUGCCCCUCCCUUUCGAUGACGUCGUCCACCGCCGGCCGUCCGCCACCGAGCUGCUCCUCGCUCCGCUCAAACAGUUCAUCUCUCAGAGCCAGAAGGCCUUCGAGUACCUGAGCCCCAACUCCACCAGCUACCUCGACAACGGCGACAACCCCGACAACAACGACAACACCGAUAACCCCGACAAGGCCGACAACACCGACAACAACGAUAACCCCGACAACCCCAACAAAGCCGACAACCCCAACAACGGCAUCAACCCCGAUAACCCCGACAAGGCCGACAAGGCCUUCCGUCUCAGUGUCUGAUGAUAAGACGUCUCUGCCCAGGCUGGUGGUAGUUUGUGCGUUCACGUUCACCAACAGUGCGAUCGGAAAAUAUGUUUAAAUUUCUGUGAAACGAGUCGAUGCAGAAUUCUGUGGGUUUCAUUUUACUCAGUUUUCAGGAAAACAAACAAACAGGAAACAGACAGACUACGAGUAAAAAAUAAAUAAAAAAACACAGUUCACACCUGUACUUGUACUUUGAGUUUGCAUCUAUAUUCAGAGAUGUGUAUUCCACAUAAUGUUAAAUUUAAAACAUCGGCUUCGAGGAGAAAAAAAACAUCUCAGAGAACAAAUUAGUGACAAAAUCACUCGUGUCUGGAGUUUCCAUGAUGUCUGAGCAAACUUAGUCAUGGAUGACGUCGGUGAGAAGCUCUGGAAAUAAGAUUAUUAUUGUUUUGUUUUUGUCAAAAUGCUGUUUGGCUGAAUAAAUUUGUUGUUUUCUGAAGUUAUUUUGCUCCUCAGGGCCACCGUACUCAGCUGUUAACAGUCAGUCAACAGGUUGUUGUUGUCAGAGAUGUGAUGACGGUUUUGGUUGCAGGUCUGAUGUUGGUUGAAAGAAUGUUUUCAUUAUACAUGAACUUAUAUAGAUUUGAUUUAAACCUUUAAAUGUGAUGUUUUACUGUUUGAAAGCUGCUUGUCAGGACUGAACGAGACUCAUAUUUCCAGUUUAUCGGAACAGAAAUUGACAGGAAGUGAUGGUAACUGACUUUUAAUUCAAGUAUGAAGUGAGUAAAAGCUCAUUUAUUCUCAAAGUUACAACAAAUGUCAAUAUAUUAUUACUAUUUAUUAUCUGGCAGAAUCAGUUUCACAGCUGUUUGUGUAACUCUGUAUCUCCAUCCAAUGUGAAAGAUAUUUCCAACAUUUCCAAAUAAAGCUUCUCUGCUGCUUCA